AGCUAUUAUUGUUAACUAGUAGCUGCUAAUUAUGUAUUAGUUGCUGUAUCGCCAUAUACCUUCUUUUUUAUUUUUUUAUUUUUUAUUUUUUAUUUUUUUUAGGUUUCUAAUCCGAACGGCAGGUUUGAUCUCCAUCCUAUGUCAUCCAUCCCCUUGGAAACUUCAACCCACUUACUAUCAAGGACGUCGCCCCGCUCUCACCUACUUAGACCCUACUUGAUUUGAAUCUACCUCAUACGUCGUCUUUCAACACAUAGCGAAACCAACACUACCAUCUUCAAACUUGUGAUAUCUGAUACAUCAUUGGUUUUGUAGUAAUCCAUCGCACUCAGAUAAUUCCCGCAACGCGGCUUAGGCGCAUUUCCCGAAGCGCCCUUGCAUUUAUCACCACCUUCACUACCACCACGCCGCCAUCUUGGCUAUUGCCUGUCGACGUCAUGGCAGCACUCAAAUUUGCGCCCUUCGCGUCCGAGAUUGAGCUGCCUUUUUACUCGGCUUUAUUUGCCUCCAAGUUAGACCAUGACAAGCUCAGUGAUUCUGCACGACCAGUUUUGGGGCUAUAUGAGCCUCGCCCCGGCACUGCACCGGACGACAGCGUGAAGAUGCAGAUUCUUGCCAGUGCCUUGACCAGUAACAGCGUACCGUUAAAUGCCGUAAGGGCAGAAGGCAUCAUCCGAAACACAAACACCUUGGAAGCCUUUAAGCAAGUAGAUAAGACUGAGAUGAUCCAUAAGGCCGCACGCCAGAUAUGGGAUGCGAUCAAAGAUGGAACCAUCUAUUCCGUCCCUUCGCUCCUCUCUCACUACAUUAUACUUUCUUACGCGGAUCUCAAGAAGUAUCGUAUGACUUAUUGGUUUGGAUUUCCAACCUUGCAUUCAGAUCCCCAAUGGAAACGUACCGGUGAUAUCCUUCGCUUCACUGCAGAUGAAGCCACUGCCUUGGUCGAGCGAGUAGGGACUUGGCGAUAUUAUGUUGACUCUAGAGAGCAUGGUUUUUUCCUCGCUAAAAAGGUUCGGGGACAUAAGAAGACUCACCUCCAGCCCCCGCCUGAAGCACCGAUGGAGGAUAUCGGGUACACAUGGGAAGUUGGAUCACUUCGCGAGUUCGAGACGGGUUUCUUCCGAGGCGUUCGCGAAGAAGACAAAUAUGUGGCAUUUGUUGACCCCUCCACCUACGAAGAGUAUCCAGCAUGGCCUCUACGAAAUCUGUUGGUCCUUGUGAGACAAAGAUUUCAUCUAACCAACGUUCAAAUUCUCUGCUACCGAGACAUACAUGCACGAAGACACGAAGCUCGCAGUAUAGUUCUUCCUCUUACUAUGGAUCCCGUAGAAAACAUAGAAACAACCGAAAUGCCCAAGGCUACCGGUUGGGAGCGAAAUCCAGCAGGGAAGUUAAUGGCGAGGUCUGUAAGCCUGGCGGAAUCUAUGGACCCUACUCGAUUGGCAGACCAGUCAGUUGACCUUAACCUCAAACUGAUGAAAUGGCGAAUUUCACCGAAUCUCAAUCUCGACAUCAUCAAAAAUACCAAGUGCCUUCUUCUUGGAGCUGGUACGCUCGGUAGCUACGUAUCAAGAAACCUUAUGGGAUGGGGUGUGCGCAAGAUCACAUUUGUUGACUACGGUGCAGUGUCCUUCUCCAACCCCGUGAGGCAGCCAUUAUUCACCUAUAAUGAUUGCUUAAAAGGAGGCGCUCCAAAGGCAACUCGGGCAGCCGAGGUGCUGAAGGAGAUUUACCCCGGUGUUGACAGCAAGGGCCAUGUCCUUUCGGUUCCUAUGCUUGGCCAUCCCAUAGUUGGGAAGACCCAGGCAGACUUUGAACAACUGAAAUCCCUCAUCGAUGAACACGACGCAAUAUUCCUUUUAAUGGAUAGUAGAGAGUCGAGAUGGCUCCCUACAGUAAUGGGCAAGGCCGCCGGAAAGAUUGUCAUGAACGCGGCUCUAGGCUUCGAUACCUACGUAGUCAUGAGACAUGGUGCUGAACCCAAGGAUGGUAGCGAGGAAACAUUGGGUUGUUACUUCUGCAACGAUGUUGUAGCCCCUGGAGACUCGCAAAAAGACUUGACUCUUGACCAGCAGUGCACAGUUACACGACCCGGCAUUGCCGCGAUCGCUUCAGCACUCCUCGUUGAGCUUCUGACAAGCCUCCUGCAACACCCUCUAGGCCACCAUGCUCCAGCCCCCGUAACCGGUCCGUCAUCAGGGACCUCUGAAAGCAAUCCUGGUGACGAACAUGCUCUCGGAAUAGUGCCACAUCAAAUUCGUGGGUUUCUACACAACUUCCAAAGUAUCAACAUUAAAGGUCACUCGUACCCGUGCUGCAGUGCGUGUAGCAGGCCGAUCAUCUCCGCCUACAGAACCCAAGGAUGGGAUUUUGUCAAGCGUGCACUCGAAGACAAGGAAUACGUAGCCGAGCUCAGCGGCCUCGCUGAAGUGCAGCGGAAGGCCGAGGCAAUGGCUGAUGAAGUAGACUGGGAGGAAGAGGAGGAGGGCGAAAAGGAGGGUGAUGACGAAGGGGUGCUUGUAUAGAAUCUUCUCUUUCACAUUCAUCACGGUCGCCGUGCACGCCUAAGAAAGACACGGACCGAUCGUUUCAAGUUUUGGAAGUGGCCUCGAUGGUCUAAGAUUAGGUGGAAUGAUAGCCUUCCAUCGAGCGACUCUCGAGGAUCUUCGAUUCGAGUGGCACCACACAGAAUAUCCUAUGGAUCGAGCACAUCUUCGUCUGAGGAAGUCGAGAUAUUCGGUCCGAGGUUGGUGCGGCUGCAUGGCAGCUCAGAUGGUACGGCUGACACGAUUAUAUCCAUUGGGGAGAUCCUUAAGGAAGGUCCACCCGUGGUGUGAUAGGGGACAGGCUUCGUGGGUUAUGUUUUACGAGGAACCAUCUGUAUAACUGAUGACCCGCUAAACUCUAGAAAUAGGAUAGGCGUUAUUUGAAACGCUGGAGUAAAGGAACCGGAAGGCCCCGAGGAAGUUCGGUCUAGGUCCGGUCACACCCGAGUGAAUUCGGAGGUUUCUUCAGGUUU
Daldinia caldariorum is the source of this 3019-nucleotide messenger RNA. RefSeq names its product E1-like protein-activating. Bases 438 to 2525 code for a protein of 695 amino acids. Gene Ontology annotation, cellular component: phagophore assembly site; cytoplasm. NCBI's taxonomy places the organism in Eukaryota, Fungi, Ascomycota, Sordariomycetes, Xylariales, Hypoxylaceae. Gene Ontology annotation, molecular function: Atg12 activating enzyme activity; Atg8 activating enzyme activity. Gene Ontology annotation, biological process: piecemeal microautophagy of the nucleus; autophagosome assembly; autophagy of mitochondrion. The transcript has 4 exons. The record is from RefSeq and is a predicted model, not a curated record.